Molecule: messenger RNA, 1589 nt
Organism: Girardinichthys multiradiatus
Lineage: Eukaryota; Metazoa; Chordata; Actinopteri; Cyprinodontiformes; Goodeidae
Gene: lipia
Product: lipase, member Ia
Exons: 11
Coding region: 149-1513 (454 amino acids)
Biological process (GO): lipid metabolic process
Molecular function (GO): carboxylic ester hydrolase activity; lipase activity
Source: RefSeq, a predicted model, not a curated record
UAUUGUUCUGCCAUCCCUCCAUUCACUUCCUGGAGUAAUUGCUUCCCAAAUAUGUGAAGAUCCAAACAGAGCAACGCUCUGGACCUUUGACACAGGAGGCCACAGAAUACAUCACACCACAGCUAAAGUUCAUCUGCUGCAGCUCAACAUGUUUCUGUGGCAAUAUCUGGCUCCUUUCCUGCUGAUAACUGUUCAGCUAUGCAAAGCAUUUCCGAUUCAGAGAUGUGAGAAAUUCACAGAUCUAGGUCUCCAUCAUGCCAUCGUUGGCACUAGUACCAGAGUCAGGUUGCUGCUGUACACCAGGCAUAACGACAGCUGCGGUACUCUCCUGUCCCACACCAACCUGAUAGAACAUCCUCAGUUUAACUUGUCCAAACCAACCACCUUCAUCGUUCAUGGCUUUCGGCCUACUGGAUCUCCCCCUGCGUGGUUGGAGGACAUCACAAAGUGGCUGCUGGCCCGGGCAGACAUCAAUGUUGUGAUAGUGGACUGGAACAAAGGAGCUGCUAACCUUAAUUACCUUAAGGCAGUGGAGAAUACAUACAAAGUGGCAGAAAACAUCACAGCAUUCAUUAAAAUGAUGCAGGAUCAUGGUGCGUCUCCAAACUUGAUUCACAUGAUUGGAGUCAGUCUGGGAGCCCACAUUUCCGGUUUUGUGGGAGCCAAUCUGAAUAGCACAAUCGGAAGAAUAACAGCUCUGGAUCCUGCUGGGCCUAUGUUCACUGACAAACCUCCAAAAGACCGACUGGACCCCACAGACGCUCAGUUUGUCGAUGCACUGCACACAGACAUUGAUGCUCUGGGCUUUAGGGAACCGCUGGGUCACGUUGAUUUCUAUGCCAAUGGGGGAACAGAUCAGCCUGGCUGUCCAAAGACUUUGUUUUCUGGGGGUUCCUAUUUUAAAUGUGACCACCAGAGGUCAGUGAUGCUUUUUCUGGACACUAUAAAUGAUACAUCUCCCAGCCAAGCGUUUCCCUGUUCCACCUAUGCGGAUUUUCUGGAUGGAAGAUGCAUGAGCUGUGACCGCUUUGGUGAUGCUGGAUGUCCUGUCUUUGGUUAUGAUGUUAUACGGUGGAAGGAUGUCCUGAUUCAGCAGAACCAAACAAAAUACUACUUCAACACAAAUUCAGAGUCUCCUUUUUGCAUGACCAACUACAGAGUGGAUGUGAUGAUUUGGAAUCAGAACAUGCUUCGGGGAUACAUGGAUAUUAAACUCCAUAACGGCACUAAUGACGCAGUGGCAAAAAUUGAUCAUAAAGCAACGAAGUUCAGCAAGAACGCAGAGACCACACUGCUCGCUAUGUUCAAUAGAGAAAUUCAGUCUGUGAAAACGGUCUCUCUCAAAUACUACGCUGGAGCAGCAUGCCAUUCCAAAGGCAAGCUCCGGAUCCUCAGAAUCCGUAUCACGCCCCUGGAUCGCAAGGAGAGGCCUCUGUGUCGGUACGACGUAAUUCUUGAGAAUAAGCAAGAGGUCAAGGUCAGGCCUAUUCCAUGUGAAGAAACCCAGUCCUGAAAUCAAGCGGAACCUGAUCAAGAACUUUCAUGAUAUGAUAUAUAUAUAUAUAUAUAUAUAUAUAUAUAUAUAUAUA